This is a messenger RNA of Cryphonectria parasitica EP155, 537 nucleotides long. RefSeq lists its product as uncharacterized. Lineage: Eukaryota; Fungi; Ascomycota; Sordariomycetes; Diaporthales; Cryphonectriaceae. The transcript has 2 exons. The record is from RefSeq and is a predicted model, not a curated record. Bases 1 to 537 code for a protein of 178 amino acids.
AUGUCGGCUCAGCAAGCCGUGCAAGAGUCUAGUUGCCAAUGCGGGCAGCAAUCUCCAGCCUUGGCAGCGUUCAACACGGUCCCUACAGGUGGGGGGCACACUCCGGCCGGCCCAUGGGUCGCACCGGAGGUCUGGGGAAGCAGUCAGGAGAAGCCAUUCAACGACAAAGCAGACGUGUGGGCUCUCGCGGUCUCGUGGAUAUACGCCUUCAGGGCGGACUACACCCCGCAACAGCCGGGCACUUUGGAUGAUGACCCGCUGCAGCCGGCCAAGGUCGACCGGAGGCCAGAACAUGGGCUCUUGUGUGGGGUCGUGAAACAGAUCCUAUUGGAAGACAGGAUCACGCAGCCUUUCUGUCAUCUCUUGUUGUCGAUGUUGUCGUGGGACUCGGCCGCUCGACCAAGCGCGGCGGAGGCCCUCUGCCACCUGGCCUGGGAACCAUUGAGGAUCAGGAAGGAGCUAGAAAGAGAAGACAGGAUCAGGACGCCUAGCGAGGGCGCAAAGAAAGUUAGGCUGCUCUCGCCCGAGGACCUAUAG